Baudoinia panamericana UAMH 10762 is the source of this 1017-nucleotide messenger RNA. RefSeq lists its product as uncharacterized. The record is from RefSeq and is a predicted model, not a curated record. The transcript has 4 exons. NCBI's taxonomy places the organism in Eukaryota, Fungi, Ascomycota, Dothideomycetes, Mycosphaerellales, Teratosphaeriaceae. Bases 1 to 1017 code for a protein of 338 amino acids.
AUGAACGGUGACCAACACAGCCUGACCGAGGAGCAGAAGGAGUUCUUUCUCGAGCACGGCUACGUGAAGCUACCGCAAUGCUUCACCCGCGAGCAAUCGGAUGCCUUCAGCUCCUCGAUCUGGGCACGCUUGGGUGCCGAUCCGAAUGAUAAGUCAACAUGGCCGACCGAGAAGAUCAACAUGCCAGGCCAUACGAUCAUCUCUUGUAAGGAGUUUGCGCCGAAGGCGUACGCCGGGAUGUGCGAGCUGGUGGGUGGCGAAGACAGGAUUGCUGAUUUUUGCAAGGACUGGAAGGACGGGUUCAUCCCCAAUUUCGGCAAGCCAGAGUAUUCCGCAGAUGAGGAGCUCGACUAUCGGACACUGGACAAUUGGCACAACGAUGGCGACUGGUUUGUUCACUUCCUUGACAGCCCUGAGCAAGCGCUCCUGGUCAUCCCGCUCUUCUCGGACAUCAAGCCAAAGGGUGGCGGGACUGUGCUAUGCACUGAUGGCGUGGGUCUGGUAGCGAGACUUCUAUACGAACAAACAGACGGCACAACACCAUCCCUGCUACCUCGCGACAGCCCAGAGUUACCGAAGGGCGACCCUGAACGCCGUAGAAUCUGGAACAGUUGGGUUCGCGACCCCAGCCUGACGCGUGACGAGAGCUUCUGCGAAGCGGUUGGCGAAGUCGGCGACGUCUACCUACUGCAUCCAUUCAUGCUGCAUUCUGCUUCACGCAAUCUGCGAAGAGAAAUCCGCAUCAUAACUAACCCGCCCGUCUCGCUCAAGGAGCCCUUUGAUUACAGUGGUGUGAACCCCAGUCUCGUCGAGCAGAAGACGCUGCGAGAGCUUGGGCACCCGGAGGGUAUUCCGAACUGGAAGAUCACGUCGCCACGGCAGCGACUUACGCCUGACAGGAUACGAAUCCAAGAUGAGAUGAAGCGGAAGGAGCUGGAGAGGUUGAAGGCUCAAGGCGUUGCCGUUACUGGUCUCGCUGGCGCAAAGGAGUUGGAUAGCAGCACCUACCCUUCGUGA